GGCCCAAUCUUGCUUGGCCAGCUCUCCUCACAGACCGUAGGGGUACGAACGAAUCGACAUAAGCUGCAAGUGCCAAGGAAAUUUCCUUCCCUGAAAAUAUAAAGUGAACCCACCAGCAGCAGAGUGGCUCGCAGGUAACUAUUGCCUAAUUCCCCCCGGAGGCAUUCGCCUUCGAAUUGCGAGCUUCUAGCAGCCAGCCGCUAGCAGGUGCCGGUCGCAAAAAGUACUCUACGGUCGUCAGUAACGGGUUUAACAGGCACCGUGUUGUGUUGGACAUAAUUUAACUACCUUUUGAGUGCGACAGUGUGUCACCUAACGCAUAUUCUGAACAAAGUGCAGUUUUGGUUUAGCCACACAUUAUUGUAUCAAAAUGAGCAGCAGAGACAGCAUCAGUUUGGCAAAGUUAAAAGGACAAAAAUGGCGGCUUUUCACGGAUAUUUCUAGUAAAUGGACUGGAUUGGAUUCUGACGAUGAGGAUAUUCCUAUCAGUGAGCUCGGUGGAGAACACCGUAGCAAGUCGUCGAAGUCACAUAGCAGUCAUCACAAAAACAGUAGCAGGGGAUCAUCAGCUACGUCACUUGGAUCCCAUGCCAAUAGUAAUACUCACCGGAACAGCAGUACUAACCGACAAAGAGGAAGCGUCAUGCGCUUGGAUAAGGCUGAUAUGGGUUUGUACGGAUUGUGUCCAGAAACCGAUCCUUUCUAUGCUGUAAUCUGUGAUAUAUGUGGCAGCGUGGUGAAACCACAGGGCCUUCAAAAGCAUAUGAUAAACCGUCACCAUUCCUACUACAGUCACGCUACAAAGAAUCUAGCCUCGUUAUUACAUAACAGUCGUGAUCAUCACCACAAUCACGAGCUGACAUCCCGGAGUAUCAACAGUUCUAGUGAUUCCAGCAGAUCUGAGAAGCUGCAUCAAUCAUCUAGCAGCAGUGCUUCGAAACACGAAGACUUGGAUAAUACACCACUUAAAAUCCGGAGCAGUAGUUCCAGCUCUAAGACUAAAAGCAAAAAUGGCAAAAGUGUGUCUUCGUCCCACAGUUCCUCACACCAUAAUGGGAAAUCUUCCAGCUCUAGCAGUAGCUCGAAAUCGUCCACACAUGAGUCUAACCCACCGACAGAUUCCAGCAGCACGGUUCCUGGUUCUCGCGAUCACCAUAAGCACGAAUCUUCUUCAAGUUCAAUUUCCCAAACCAGUAGUGGCAUUUUAGAUAAGAAAGCCUCGUUCACCUCUACCUCAUCAGGUGUUAGCAGUGAUAGCACUUCCUCUAUAAACACAUCGCCUUCGGGAAAGGGAGGAAAGCGGAGCAGCUCGAAGUUGGCUUCCUCCGCUUCUUCGUCAUCAUCGUCCUCAUCCUCAUCGUCUUCAUCUUCCUCGUCAUCCUCGUCCAGUACGACCAGUGGCAAUGGUAGUAGCAGUAGUAGCAGCAGUAACACUUCCACUUCCGUUGUCAGUAACAAAACACAGUCUUCCACCGCCGAGAGGAAAACGGACAGGCGGGAAUACGAUCCGGAUAAGCAUUGCGGAGUGGCGACUGUGGAUGGUAAACGACAUUGUACUCGCCCGUUGAAUUGCAAGUCUCAUUCAAUUUCGUCACGGCGAGCCGUUUCUGGUAGAAGUAAAACGUUCGAUAAACUUUUGUCCGAUCAGAAGACUGUUAUGUCCACCAAAGACGACAACUAUAUCGAAGUGGAGUCAUCAAGCAACUCAUCGUCAGGUUUCGAAGUGCGUUCAGCAACUGCCGUUACAGAUCCAACCUUCGGUGCAACAAAUGAAGGCUCACAUCUCAACUAUACUCCAGAGAAAUCUAGUCCACGCAACGAAAGUGCUCCAUCGACUCCGAGCAGUCUGAAAACCUCGAGCAGUUCUAGCAUUGCUUCGUCUCCAUCAGCGAAGUCGUCGGAGUCGAAAAGCGAUCGGUCCAAACACAAAGCUCGUUCAUCAAGUUCAACCUCAUCUAAACACAAUGUGUAUCAUGAUCAACCUUCUUCGCUGCAACAACUUCAACCAGCCUUGGCACCACCAUCAGCAACUACACCUGUUACUUCUGCUCAGUCCAAUUCCGUUACGCAGCUGCGACAUAAGCAGCAACCUCAGCAACAGCAACAACAGCAAAUAGCCAUUCCGGGGGCUGCUGAAAUACUUGCGCAACAUUUUGUAGAGGAAAAUCCUAACACUGUCCUCUCCGAUGCGACGAUCGUUAUGGAUCCUAAUACAAACCUGUUGAAACUAUCUGUUUCCGGUACCCUACAUCCCGCAAAUGAGAACGAAACUCCAGAAGAGUCUAUCCAGCAAUUUACUACUAACCUGAUGCAGGAACAACUGACCGUUACGGUUCCACUAUCUGUGAUAUCUUCGAUGAAUAUUUCCGGAACCAACCUGGUCAACGUGAAUGCCGGGAGCGACGAUCCGAAUGCUUUAACAACUACGACGGCUACCUUGAAUGAUGGCACGACGGUUACGAUGCAUGCUGGGGAACUUUUGGCCGCAAAUGGCACCACGACUGAGGCGGGCUUAACCGGUGCGGAACAGUUCAUCCCGGCAGAACUGAUCAACCAAAUUCCGCUCGUACAGACAGCGGACGGCACUGAAAUCCAUGAUCCUAAUCAAUACAUAACAACUUCGACAGGACAAGAUCUUAGCGAACAUACGCUUAUCACAAACUUUAAUGAUCAGAUCAACUAUACUAUACAAACCUUGGCACAGAACUUAAACGCAGAACAAAUGGCUGGACAAGCGUUACAAACAGAUCUAGCUGAGAGCAUAGACGACAUAGUGCCGACUAUUAACUUGCUUCCGACAGCCGCCAAUCCACUGGUUUUGCCACAGCUACAAGCUGAUCUAGCGGACUCGAUCAUACUCACUCCCAAUCAGUUAACUACAAUAUCUCAAUCCCUUGUCGACCAACAUUUCAUUGAGAAUGUAACUCUGAAACCAGAGUUAGAUAUAUUAACCGUUAAUACGCCCGUAGAUAUAUCUAAAUUGAACCUGCUGAGAACCGUUGACGACGAAUUCAUCAAAGAACGCCAGCAACAACAGCAGCAGGUCAACGCAAUGUACAACGCUCAAAUCGAUGAAUUCCGUGGAGUGAAGAUGUGGUACAGUAGGUUGCCCAAGCCCCUGCAUGUCAACAAUUUCCAACUACGAAAGUUGGGUGGAGGAUAUGUUGUCAACCGAAAGCUACAGAAUAUUCGGAAGAAUUUAGUAAACGAAUCUAAUAAUCUGGCCAAAACGUUAAACUCUCAGUUAUCGCCUAUCGGGGGUCCUCGUAGUGCGCUCAGUUUCAACGCUUCCAGCGUUCGGUCCGGCGAUUUACUGUCGCCAAUCUCCGGAAUGGGUAAGAACAAGGAUACCAACAAUGGUUUGGGCCUACCGGGAUCACCGGUGGGUAACCGCCUAGGACAAGUGAACCGCGGUCAGCGACGGCUUAUACUGCCACAGGCUUCGAUCAAGAAACCAACCGAAAAGACUUCAUGCAUGCUCAGUAAUGCAUACUUUAGAAAUUUAAUUAACUCAAUGCAGCAACAGCAGUCGACUAGCCACCAAACGAGCAACUCCUCGAGUUUGAAGCGACCUGCUUCCUCGUUGACCUCGUUAUCGAACAAACGCUUGAAGAUAAUUAACAACCUGCAAAAUUCAACCGCCCCACCCCAGAUGCUGCUCCAGUGCAGUGGAAAAGUGAAGCCAAAAGUAUUAUAAUUAGUGAUUAGGAUCUAUAAUCUCGACGGCUCCGGAGGCGACACCGACGACAGCGAAUAGAGAGUUCAAGAUCCUGGAGUACACACAACAAAAUGGGAGAAAAGAAAUACACUUAGUCAUUCGAAUGCUAGGCACAUGCAAAUAAAAGUUGCUGCAAUUACAGCCCCGGUUGGCUCUAGCGCGUAAAUUGGAAAACUAUGGACUGAACGAAGUAAGAAGUAAUGUUUGUCUCUACGUAUACAUACUUAUAAAUAAUUAAUCCAGAAUAUUGAACAAAUACUAUGGUAGAUUUAAUGACACAUUUGGGGCUCUUUCCUUGGGAUGACCUUGAAUAAUACGUUGUAAUGUUUUAACAUUUACUUGGAUUUUUGUUGCGAACAUUUUGUUUUCUUCUAUUAAAAAGGCGAGACGAUUAUAUCAAACCAGUUUAUUUAUUCUGUCAAAAGAAAAUACAACUAAUACCUAAUAGUGAAAUCUUAUUUUUCAAUAUUUAUCAAAACCGUAGGUACCAUCAAAGAAAAUAAAACGCCUAAUAAAGUCCCAAGAGAAAAGAUCCCCUAGAAGAAAAACAGCAUUGCAAAGCGUUUUGCUUUCGUUUGUGAGCAGCCUCUCAACUGUCCAUAUGGUACACGGGUACUAAUCACUAGUUUACUCGGAUGACCGUUAAACGUAAAAGCAUUUUGGAUGCUUUGAAGCAUGAACCCAAUGCUUUUCAGUAGGUGUGGUCAUUUAUGGCGAAUUGUUGGGCACUGACCUAGUGAAUUACAUUGCAAACGAUUUGGCCCUCACUAUUGUCCUGGUAGUAAACGGCAUAGUUUGUGAUUUGUUGAAAAAAAUAUCAUGCAAAGAAUGAUUUGAGGAAUACUGUUGAAGAAGCAAAGCGCCAAAAUUAAUAUUUGAACGAUUAAAACAAAUGAGACAAGACUAAAAUAAAUGGCAAAACAAUGAUUCUGCAAUUCAAUCUCUUUUUGUAAUGAGUCCAAAUACAGAUAAACCAUAAUCCCUUGAAA
Aedes aegypti (yellow fever mosquito) is the source of this 4707-nucleotide messenger RNA. RefSeq names its product serine-rich adhesin for platelets. The record is from RefSeq and is a predicted model, not a curated record. The coding region runs from base 371 to 3697 and encodes 1108 amino acids. The transcript is spliced from 4 exons. NCBI's taxonomy places the organism in Eukaryota, Metazoa, Arthropoda, Insecta, Diptera, Culicidae.